Messenger RNA from Chanos chanos (milkfish), 1279 nucleotides. RefSeq names its product epithelial stromal interaction 1 (gene epsti1). Gene Ontology annotation, molecular function: protein binding. The coding region runs from base 20 to 1108 and encodes 362 amino acids. NCBI's taxonomy places the organism in Eukaryota, Metazoa, Chordata, Actinopteri, Gonorynchiformes, Chanidae. The transcript is spliced from 11 exons. The record is from RefSeq and is a predicted model, not a curated record.
CCCUACGUACGUAAUCAGGAUGGACGGACGACAAAUUGUGAAAUAUGAAAACAAAAGUUCGCCGAAUGCAAGAAUAAAUCGAGAAGCAUCCAAUUAUUCGGCAAAUGAACAGCAAACGGAGGACACAAAUGAAAAUUUACCUGAGAAGCAUUACUCACACCCGCCAAGGGAUUCGGGGGGCCAGUCUAAAUACAUGGACGGAUAUACCAUGAUACCACCAAAUGAAUCAAGACGGAGCCAACUGCAAAGGAUGGCACAACAAGAGGAGCAGAUGCUAGAAAGACUGAGACAGGAACGCCGUCCUGGUCCCAUUCGAGAAACACCAGAGAGACUGGGUGGGGGGAUAUCUUUGGCAGAGGUGAGGCAGAGGCAGCAGUUGAAUUUGCGCCAAUCAAAACUCCAAAAGAAGCUGAAAAAGGAGGAAAUGGACAGAUGCAGAAGACAGGCAGAGGAAGAAGAGCUUCAGAGGAUGAAGGACAUUCAACGAGAGAAGGCCAUUAAACUUGAGAUGAAGACAAAGCAAGUCGAGCAGCAGAGAAGGGAGCUGUACCAACAUGAUCACCAAACAAGGACAGAGGAGUUUCUUAGAAGUAUCGAGAGGUCCAGCUCCGUCCCUGUGUCGGCUAGCAGCUCUGCGCCAACGUCAUCUUGGGCCCGUAGCCAUGAAUACAGAGAGGCCAGGAGAGCGGAAGAAAAUGCGAUUCUGCAGCAAGGGAAGGAGGAACAAAGGAAGAAGAGUGAUCUUUUGGAGGAAAAACAAAGGCAGCGGGAGGAGGAAAGGAAGAGACAACUGGAAAUGGAGCGUCGGCGGGUGAACUCAGCUUUUCUAGACAGACUGGAGGCGGCUGGAUCAGGUAGAGUUCAGGAGCCUUUGGCCUGUUCCCUGGAGGAUAGUCAGUCCCGUGAACCACAAGACCCUGGCUCAUCCUCUGAGCCCAACCCAACACAGGUCCACACAGACACGGCAGAGGAGACUGAUUCUGAAUGGGUAAUAAUGAAGCUGCUGAGCAACUUUCCUUCCUACGACCGAGAUCUACUGGAAGAUAUUGUUAUUCAGUGUAACGGCAAUUACCAGCAAGCCUAUGAGCUACUUCAGCAAUGGAACUGAGUAACUUCCUCAGCCCCUGUUCAGAAUGACAUAAUGACGAACAAAUGAAGAUACUGACUAUUCAUUUCAUGAUAGGUUUUUGGGCUGAUCCAUUAUUACCAUGUUCCAGAAGAUACCACUGCAACUGAAAGGGGGCUAGGCUUUUCCUGAAGUUACUAUUAAAUUACUUGU